Messenger RNA from Fimicolochytrium jonesii, 645 nucleotides. RefSeq names its product chaperonin 10-like protein. Gene Ontology annotation, molecular function: ATP binding; protein-folding chaperone binding; metal ion binding. The record is from RefSeq and is a predicted model, not a curated record. The coding region runs from base 44 to 358 and encodes 104 amino acids. Gene Ontology annotation, cellular component: mitochondrial matrix. The transcript is spliced from 3 exons. Lineage: Eukaryota; Fungi; Chytridiomycota; Chytridiomycetes; Spizellomycetales; Powellomycetaceae.
ACCACUCCCGUCGUCACUUGAUUCCCUGUCCCAAGUUGCAGACAUGUCCGCCGCCUACAAACAAGCCAGCAAGAUAAUCCCCCUCUUUGACCGGGUACUCAUCCAGCGGAUCAAGGCUCCCGAGCGCACCGCCUCAGGCCUCUUCAUCCCCGAACAGGCCCGCUCAACCCUCAACGAAGGCGUAGUCGUCGCCGUCGGCCCCGGCGCGCCAUCAAAGGACGGUAGCAGCCUGCGCGCGAUGAGCGUCAAGCAAGGGGAGCGGGUGCUGUUGCCGCCGUACGGGGGGAACACGGUUAAGAUUGCGGAGCAGGAGUUCUUUUUGUACAAGGAGGACGAGAUUUUGGGCAAGUUGGAGUAGAUGUGAGGGAUGUGGGGGAUGUGGGAUGGAGGCAUGGAAAGGAUAUAGCGGUACGCAGAUUAACGUAGGGCAAGGGAUAGGCAGUCCGCCUGUAGGAUCAGAGAUGAGAGAUGUGCUGCGUGUGCUUCCAAAUAGCAGGCACUCUUCGCCGGUCAUUCCGCUAGACACAGCGCUCAUUGCUGGCAUAAGAUCGGACGACUCGGAUGGUCAUACAUAAACCAUUUUGAACCCGGCUUCCCUUCGAUGUUGCAAUAGCACUAGGAUCACGUGAGACGCGUGACUACGAG